Molecule: messenger RNA, 4187 nt
Organism: Exaiptasia diaphana
Lineage: Eukaryota; Metazoa; Cnidaria; Anthozoa; Actiniaria; Aiptasiidae
Product: probable phospholipid-transporting ATPase VD
Exons: 18
Coding region: 166-3888 (1240 amino acids)
Biological process (GO): phospholipid translocation
Cellular component (GO): plasma membrane
Molecular function (GO): magnesium ion binding; ATPase-coupled intramembrane lipid carrier activity; ATP hydrolysis activity
Source: RefSeq, a predicted model, not a curated record
UUGAUUCGUGUCACUAGUAGAUUGAUGCUACUUAGUAUUGCAUGAUGUUAUACUACCUAGUGAGCAUUAUUUAUCCAUGGCGCUUCGAGUUAUAGUUAAGGACUUAGGGUGAGGUUUAUGGCAAAAGGAUUGAGACUUAUUAGUAAUUGAGGAAAUUCAACUGCAAUGGCCGAGGAAAGCGACCAACCCUCUCGAUACAGACUUGUUGUCCCGAAACAACAUCAAACCGAAGAGAUCUUGAAAUUUCCUCAUUGCAAGAAUAAUCUUGGGAACUCCAUCAAGACAACGAAGUACACAAUAUGGUCUUUUAUUCCUAAAAAUUUAUUUGAACAAUUUCACCGUUUUGCAAAUAUUUAUUUCUUGUUUAUCGUAUGCUUGAACUGGAUGCCGGCUAUAAACGCGUUUGGACGAGAAAUAGCCAUGUUGCCUUUGCUAUUUGUCUUGUCAGUAACCGCAGUGAAAGACUUGUUUGAAGAUCGAAGGCGAUACAACUCGGACAAAAGAGUAAAUAACACUAUUUGCCAUGUGUACGACAGUUUAAGCAAUGAAUACCAUAGUACAAAGUGGAAAGAUGUUGUCGUUGGCGAUAUCAUUAGAUUGUCUAGUGAUGACAUCAUACCUGCCGAUGUUUUACUUCUGAACUCUAGUGAUCCUCAUGACAUAUGCUUCAUAGAAACAGCUAAUUUAGAUGGAGAAACCAACUUAAAACAAAGAGAGACUGUCAAAGGACUUUAUGAGAAAAGUCAUCGAUUCGCACCAAGAGAUUUUGACUCACACAUCAAAUGUGAGGAACCUAACAACCAUAUUUACCGUUUCCAUGGAAAAGUGGAAUGUGCCGAUGGUAAUGUGCUGUCAAUCAACAAUCAUAACCUUCUCCUGCGAGGGUGUAUUAUUCGCAACACUAAGUGGGUAGAGGGUAUUGUUAUCUAUGCAGGACAUGAUACUAAAGCCAUGUUAAACAACAGUGGGCCUCGUUACAAGCACAGCAAAGUAGAGAGACACAUCAAUCUGGAUAUAAUUGCAUGUGUAGUUAUAUUAUUCACCAUAUGUUUUCUUUGUGGUGUUGGCUGUGGCUUGUGGACACAAGAAAAUGCAUUUUUUAACUCGCAUUUCACACCAGGAGGGGAAAGCAGCCCUGCUAUGGAAGGAUUCCUCAGGUUUUGGACAUUUAUCAUCAUAUUCCAGGUCCUCAUUCCUAUUUCACUGUAUGUAUCUGCCGAGAUAGCCAAGCUUGGGCAAAUCUACUUCAUAUCUCAAGACUUGGAACUUUAUCGAAAAGACACGGAUCAGCCUGUCAUUUGUAGAGCUCUCAAUAUCAACGAAGACCUUGGCCAAAUCAAAUACGUCUUCUCCGAUAAAACUGGAACACUGACAGAAAACAAGAUGGAAUUUAGAAAGUGUACAAUCGGCGGUACUAAUUUCCCUCACAAAGACAAAAGACCAACAGAUUCUUCAGAUCAAAUUGAUGCAAAUAGUCCUCAACUAAGUAAAGAUUCACAAGAUGAACUUUAUAAUGAACAAGUUCCUAGCCAGAGUAACACAACAAAAAAUAUCCCAUGGGACACCAACUUGGCCUUUGCGAUUUCAACCGAUUCUAAUUCCGAGGUGUAUCAAGGGAAACUCUCGUCAUUUCUACGCGAAUUUUUUAUCCUAUUAUCGAUAUGUAAUACGGUCGUGGUAUCGGGACAACAACCAUCAUCGCCUUCCAAGAAAGUCACCCUUGAAAAUAGUGAAGAUUCUGCUACUAACAUGACGUCUCAUCCUCCUCCGGUUAUGGAAGAAUCUACCCAACCAACUGCUAGUCUACACGUUGACAACGGGACUGGUGAAGUAAAUCAAGGACUCGCUCCUUCACCGGCCAAAACUAGCCCUCAAAAACAGAACGGCUUUGUCGUACCAACUCGGUUAAACUUUGAUCAAUGUACAAAUCACAAUGAUAUAAUAUAUGAAGCUGAAUCGCCAGACGAGGCUGCGCUAGUUCGAAUGGCUAGUUCUUACGGUUUUAAGCUCAUUUCUCGUAGCCCUAACACUGUUACUAUAUUAAUACCUGGCGAAGGACUAGUCACAUUUGAGGUUCUACACGUGCUUGCUUUCGAUUCGACACGGAAACGUAUGUCGGUUGUCGUUCGUCGGCCACCUGAUGGAGAGAUUCUUAUGUAUUGUAAAGGGGCUGAUACGGUUGUCAUGGAGAGGCUAUCACGUGACCAUCGAAAAGCAGAAGACCAGACUGAUUCUAGCGGGGCUGGAAAUGGUAGUAAAUCGCGUCGACAUUCUAUUACAGAGAGUACAGAAAUUCAUUUAGAUGUUUAUGCAAGAGAUGGCCUAAGGACGUUGUGUAUGGCUAGGAAGGAACUGACUGAAGACCAGUACAGGGAAUGGCUGACUGAACACAGAAAAGCUGAAACAGCGCUUGACCACAGAGAAAGAAAACUUUACGAGUCAGCUCAACGACUAGAAACAAACAUGGAACUUCUGGGAGCUACAGGAAUUGAAGAUCGUUUACAGGAUGGCGUUCCUCAGACUAUAGCUCAGCUUAGACAGGCUGGAAUCAAAGUCUGGGUUCUUACGGGAGAUAAACAGGAAACUGCCGUCAGUGUUAGUUAUGCUUGUAAGCUUCUUGAUAGAAACAUGGAGAAAAUAUUCUUGAAUGCCAAAUCUAGGGAGGAUUGCAGUGUUCAGAUAACAGCACAUUUAAGACGCCUACAUCUAGGCAGCUCGGACAGUAUUCAUAUUGGCCCUUCGACAUCCACUGAUGAAUCGACAUGCAGUAAUGGCGAGCUCCCUAAGGGCUUGGUUAUUGAUGGUCGUACGUUGGUUUACGCACUAGAAAAACCACUCAAUCUGAAAUUCCUGACCCUUGCUUCUCACUGCCAAGUUGUAUUGUGUUGUAGGGCAACACCCAUUCAGAAGGCGUCUGUGGUUCAAUUGGUACGCGAUGGACUCAAGGUUAUGACUCUAGCUAUAGGAGAUGGAGCAAAUGAUGUUAGUAUGAUCCAAAUGGCCGAUGUUGGGAUUGGAAUCACAGGACAAGAAGGCAUGCAGGCUGUAAUGGCCAGUGAUUUUGCUAUAGGAAGGUUUCGCUUCUUGACGCAGCUAUUGCUAGUCCAUGGACAUUGGUGCUACGACAGAAUCACUAAGAUGUUUUUGUAUUUUUUCUAUAAAAACGCGAUGUUCGUGUUCGUUCUCUUCUGGUUCCAAUUAUACAAUGGUUUUUCAGGCUCGAAUCUCAUCGACGACUUAUCUUUGAUAUUUUUUAACCUUAUCUUCACGGCUGUCCCUCCUGUAAUAUGUGGAAUCCUGGACAAGGAUUUACCAGCGUCCGUUUUGAAGAACAACCCGCCUUUGUAUAAAACAGGCCAAAAUGACAAGCUUUAUACUCGUAAAUCUUUUUGGCUCACCAUACUGGAUGCUUUGUAUCAAAGUGUAGUCCUGUUCUUCUUUUGUUCAAUUGUAUUUGAGGGAAGUAUCGCUGAUGAUCGGUUGGUUGGUAUCACGAUACAUCAGGCAGCAGUCAUCGUGGCAAGUUUACACAUGGGUCUUGUCUUUGCUCAGUGGACAUGGAUUCAUCACGUGAUGCUGUGGGGAAGUGUAGCAUUGUCGUUUGCAUGGACUAUCUGCUAUGGCUUGGUGCUGGUCACCCAUAAGAUCUACUAUGUCUCCAUAGCAACACUCGGAAGCAAAGAAUUCUGGUCUCUUUGCUCACUGAUUGCCAUUACAGCGUUGUUACCAAGGUAUUCUUUAUUGAGUCUUCGCAGGACACUUUGGCCAACAGAGAUCGACAAAGCACAGAUAAAAAUUACAACACGGCAGUCAACAUUCUCUCCCAACUUAGUUAGAAUUGAUGCUAAUACUGAACCCCCAACACAAGUAUCAGGUCUUGGUACAUGAAUUAUCAUAAUGACAAAUGCCUACACUUUUGGAUUUCCUGUAUUAAACGUUUUAGUACUUAGUCUUACACUGUAAUGUUUACCACAGAGAACCCAGAAGACUGGUAGAGUACUAAGUAGAAGCGAAAGAAAUAGAUUCAGUUCAUUAUGGAUUUAAAAGAUUUUAUACUUAAUAACAACAAAAAAUUGUAUUCAAUGCAAGUUGUCAAUAAUUGAAGAAUGCUUAAAAAAUACAUAUUGUAUUCAUGUUUGCAGGACAAACAUUCUGUUGAAAUUAGGAUUAAAGUAUUACAAACAAUA